AUUGCCACUGACAAGACAAGCUCCCCGCGGGCGAUGGGUCGUGCGUCGAGCGCUGGCGAACUCGAGCCAGGACGACAUCGCCAGAGCCCCCACAUGGAAAGACACCCUCAAGGGCGCCAUAUUCUGGGCGAACCCGAGCCACUGGGACAAGGUUCCAGCAUCCCCUUACUGGAGAUUCACCUUCAUAUUCCUCAAGAUUGUUGGGACAAUUGGUGGCUAUCGAGGCCGUGCAGCGUUUGCGCGGAGGAGCGGACUCAAAGGGCUCAUGCAAAAGCGAGACGAAGCCCUGGGAGUGGUGCAGAUGGCGUACGAGUUCAGUGUCGAUGCUUUCCCGGCGGCGGCAGAGCGUCUGCGUGCAGCCGCAUCAGCCACGCCAUGGGCAGGCACAGACUGCGUGGCUGUGAUUCUUCCCAACUACGCCCGCAGCAAGCAGGAAGUUGAGGAAUUGAGGGCGACCUUGCUAGCGCUUCAGGCCCAGAAGCGGCCACCGGAUGUGGUCAUCGUGGUGGACGAUCAUUCGCCGGUUUCGGCGAAAGAUGCGCUGAAGGCAUGGAAAGACUCCGAGAGCUUGGCGUUUGUCCAGCUUUGGAAGAAUGUUGGGCCAGCUGGGGCUCGGUCGGUCGGGCUCCGGCUAUUGCGGCAGUGGGCACGAGGUAUGGACGUUGUAGUUUGCCUCACGGACAGCGAUGCCGCUCCCGAUCCGGGCUGGACGGAGGCGAUGCUGAAGGCUCAGAACAUGAGUCCCGGCAUCGUCUCGGGCCCCACAAUCUCGGUGGAUAGAAGCCACACCGGCCGCUUCCACGACCACUUCGGCAACCUCAAUGGUCGAUGGACCUGGGACGACGAGAAGGAUGUGCUGCUCUACGGCUGCACAUGCAAUUUCAGUGUCGAUCUGAACUCCAUCGGCGAUGCGGAGUUCGACCCGAUCUUCUCGCGCCCGGGGUUCGAAGACAUCGAAUUCUGCUGGCGCCUGCGAGAAGAGCGAGGCGUCUACACCAGGUAUUGCGACGAUGCCAAGAUGUUCCAUCAGUACGAUCGCGGCCCUGUUGGGUUGUACAAGCAGUUCUGGAAGUAUGGGCACACUGCUCCUUGGUACCUUUGUACCGCUUUUUCCAAGAUAAUUCCGCUACCCCGGAGAAUGGGAUAG
Symbiodinium sp. CCMP2456 is the source of this 1147-nucleotide messenger RNA. The record is from the annotation of a GenBank genome assembly. Lineage: Eukaryota; Dinophyceae; Suessiales; Symbiodiniaceae.